This is a messenger RNA of Oxyura jamaicensis (ruddy duck), 5481 nucleotides long. RefSeq names its product gamma-aminobutyric acid receptor subunit gamma-4. Gene Ontology annotation, cellular component: synapse; dendrite membrane; postsynapse. Gene Ontology annotation, biological process: gamma-aminobutyric acid signaling pathway; monoatomic ion transmembrane transport; signal transduction. The transcript is spliced from 10 exons. The record is from RefSeq and is a predicted model, not a curated record. Lineage: Eukaryota; Metazoa; Chordata; Aves; Anseriformes; Anatidae. Gene Ontology annotation, molecular function: GABA-A receptor activity; benzodiazepine receptor activity; inhibitory extracellular ligand-gated monoatomic ion channel activity. Bases 596 to 1690 code for a protein of 364 amino acids.
CCCCUCCGGGGGCGGGCACGGGCCCCCGAGCGUGGAGCUAGGACCCUGCACGGAGCCCCUCCUCCCCUCGCCGAAGAGAUGCCCAACUUUCCCCUGCCUCCCCGGCGGCGCCGAGCGCGGAGCCGGGCGGGAGGCGGCGGGGCUGGAGCGCGGCGCAGCGGGCACAGGGGGGGCCCCGCCGCCGCCGCCUCCGACGCUCCCCCCGCCCCCGCCCGGGGCCGGCCCUCGCUUCGCCGAGAUGCCCGGGACGGUGCUGCUGCUCUGCCUGGCCCUCGGGCCGGCCCUGCGCCCCUCCAGGUGCAGCAGCAGCGAGAGCAGCUGAGGUUUUGGAGCUAACAGGCAGCCCCUGUCUGGGGGCUACAAAGUGAGCAAAGGUGCCAGGUGUGAGAGCACAGAGGAGUAUGAUUACGAUUACCUCAGCAUCAAUAAAACCUGGGUCCUCACCCCCAAGACACAGGAGACUGAUGCCACGCAGAUCCUCAACUCGCUGCUGAAGAACUAUGACAACAAGCUGAGGCCUGACAUUGGCAUCAAGCCCACGUUCAUCGACGUGGAUAUCUACGUGAACAGCAUCGGGCCGGUGUCUGUCAUCCAGAUGGAAUACACCAUUGAUAUAUUCUUUGCUCAGACGUGGUACGACCGGCGUCUCCGUUUCAACAGCACCUUGAAGGCCCUCACGCUGAACACCAACAUGGUGAGCCGCAUCUGGAUCCCAGACACCUUUUUUAGGAACUCCAAGCGGGCUGAUUCCCACUGGAUAACCACUCCUAAUCAGCUCCUCCGCAUUUGGAACGAUGGCAAAGUGCUCUACACGCUCAGGCUGACGAUCGAGGCUGAAUGCCUGCUCCAGCUGCAGAAUUUCCCAAUGGACACUCACUCCUGCCCUUUGGUUUUCUCUAGCUACGGCUACCCACGUGAGGAGAUUGUCUAUCGCUGGCGGCGCUAUUCCAUUGAGGUCUCUGACCAGCGCACCUGGAGGCUCUACCAGUUUGACUUCACGGGGCUGAGGAACACCUCGGAGGUUCUCAGGACUGGGGCAGGGGAGUACAUGGUGAUGACAGUUUCUUUUGACCUAAGUAGACGUAUGGGUUAUUUUGCCAUUCAGACCUAUAUUCCCUGCAUCCUGACUGUUGUUCUCUCCUGGGUUUCCUUCUGGAUCAAGAGAGACUCUACACCAGCCAGGACAUCUCUGGGUAUUACCACUGUGCUAACAAUGACCACUCUGAGUACUAUCUCCCGCAAGCACCUUCCCCGUGUUUCCUACAUCACAGCCAUGGACCUCUUUGUCUCUGUGUGCUUCAUCUUCGUCUUCGCAGCUCUCAUGGAGUACGCUACACUCAACUACUUGGUGGGAAACAAGAAACCACUGGAGCACAACAGCAGGAAAGCCCGGCUGCCACCUGCUGGCGCACAGGUGAUGCCAUCCUUCACUGCCAUCAACAUCAACAACAUCAUGCACUGGCCCCCAGAGAUAGAGGAUGAUGAAGAUGAAGACCCUGGCUCCCCGUGCCUGGAAGGGAAGGAAUGUGAGAGGUUCUUCUGCUGCAUUGAGGACUGUCAGACAGGGAUGUGGCGGGAGGGGAGGGUCCGCAUCCAUAUCUCCCGCCUGGACUCCUACUCCCGUGUCUUCUUCCCCACUGCCUUCCUGCUCUUCAACAUUGUCUACUGGAUUGCAUAUCUCUAUCUCUAGCUGUCUUUUGCUCUCAGCUGGAAUGGACUGGAAGCCAGAAGACAGGCUUUUCAAGGAGCAUAGAGAACAGCGUCUCUUCCAUCUAGUCGAUUGUCAUUCUGAACAAUCCAACCUGGUGAAUUCCUUCAUCCUGCUCUCUCAUCUCUUCUGAGAAGAACCAGACGGCUUUUUUUUUUUAGCACACAAUCCUGUCUUUUUAGAUAAUCUUUCCUUCCCAAAAACCCUCUCUCCAGCACCACCAGCAUUUUACUCCUUGUAAGAUUGCCCAGAAAGUUCUAUUCCCCAAAACAUUAGGGAUUUUGUCAAGAACUAAAUCCUUAAUGUUUAAUUUUUUCAUCCACUCCCACUGCAAAAAAUCAUGGGAAAUGAUUAUAAAUCGAGUUGUCUGCAUAGCUAAGUCUGCAAAGGAAAUAAAGCAGAUUUUACAACUUCUGGACCAUCUCAACCAGAAUAGACUUUGUGUUAGAGGCUUGCCUGGGGGCUUCUAGGUCAGAAGGAGAGAAAGGUGAAAGAGAUAAGGUGAUACGUGAAAGCAAUACAGCUUUCCCACAGUAAAGGGUGGCUGGGCUUGGUGAAAAUAUUUUGAACCUGCCCAUAAAGCUGACAGUGGCACAGACAAGAAUGGAUGGAGUAGCUGAAAGCCUCCACCAGCUCCCCAGAGGAUAUCUGUGGAGUAUUACUCGUGGAUCGCUUCAGUACUUGUACCAAGCAGCAACCAAGGCAUCCAGUCGGUGAGGCAUUUCUCUUCAGACAGUGGUGAAAAGCAUCUUGUAAGUUUGGAGUGCCUAUCCCACUUACUGGAGCAGACUUUUCAGGGCCCAUGGUGGUAUUCUGCUUUGUGGUCAGGACUUGGAACGGGGUAUGUAGCUUAUGUUCAGCAUAGCCAAAACAUGUAGAAAAUUCCUUAUGCUGUGAAGACCAAAAGCAGUCUCAUAAGUCCAUUGAGUGGUAGCUGUCUUUGGCCUGUCUCAUGUGAACCGGGCCCUGUUCUACCAUGCAUCAUGGAGGGGCAGUGCUCUCUUUCACAAGGACACUUGUUGAAACCAUCAGAUCUGUGCAUGAUAAUAGGUGCUAACCUGAGAAAGCAGUACUAUAGAAAGGAACACUAUCAGUAGUGCUGCACCUACUAGUGGUGGGGAGAGAGAGUUCCUGCAGCUCAGAUUAUCUUUUAUAUAUAUAUAUAUUUAAAAGAAAAGAUAGACUUCAAUAAAACUGUAUGGCUCCUUUCACCGGGAGGGCUACCAAGUCCUACCCCUUUUCUUCCCAAAGUCAGGAAGGGGAGCAAGUCUUACGUGGUAGUUCUCAGGAAGGUCUGACAGAAAGAGCUGGUUCCUAGUGGUCUCAUUUGCUUGUCAGCACCCUGUCCACUGCAACAGGAUUCAUCAACAACCCCGAAGAGAAGGGCUAGGGAAAUGCAAAAUACCGAUUCAACUGUAUUUUUAAACUGUAUAAUGUGGAAAGGCAAAUCCAGGUCCAAGGUCCAUAAUGUUUACAUCAGCUGCCUCCCCAUUGAUACCAACUGCUGACGUGGCCCACAGCAUGAUUGUGAAAAGCAGUGUGACAUUAAUAUUUACUUACUGUAUAAAUUACAAACAAAAACAUUCUUUUUAAAACACACGUAUUAGAAACAAUUGCUACUUAAAAGGCUUGUCGUGAGAAGAAAGCUGGCAUGGCUGCAGAGAAAAGUUAGGAACGGCUGGCUUGCAGGACAUCUAACAGGGGCAGGAGGUUUUAUGUAUUCUUAGACAGCAAUUUGAUCUGUUUUAAAGAUGGAUUUUGACACUGUUAAAUCUGAUCUGAAUAAUGAAGUGUCAUGUUUAAUUCAUUCAUAAAUACAGUCUUACCUGGUUGCAGAGGAACAGCUAGAGUGCCUAAUUAAGUAUACAAUAGUACAACGCUCAACUAAGUAUAACCUAAUGGGGUCAGACCAGCAUAGCUCUGGAAGGGGAAAUUGUGCCUGUCUAACCUGUUACAGUUCUUUUAAAAUACCAACUAAGAGAUAAAGGUUACCCAGAAGCAUAAUUUGCUUAGCUACUCCGACAGCUUUUGAAAGGAUGGAAAGAAAUUAUGGCGGGUGGUUCUAACUGAGGAAAUUGAUUUAGCAAAAGAAUUAUUAAGGAGGUUCUAAUUAGAGGAAAUUAACUGAGGAGAGGGGGAAAAAGAAUUGUUAAGGAGGUUCUAAUUAGAGGAAAUUAAUGUUUUAGAGAGAGAGACACAGAGAGGGAGAAGUCUAAGAAAAGAAUCAAAACAACUUCCAGACAAGGAGGGCUGCUGGGUGACAGUGCCAACUCCCAGCCAGGCGGGUUGAUGUUCUACUCCUGAUAGCAAAGUGCUAUUAGAUGUGGCAAUAGAAAAGCCUCCUAUGACUCAACUGUACACUGACAGGGAGCUGGAUUAGACAGGGACCUGUGAUCUCUGCGGGGAGCCAAAAGGAAAGAGCAUCCUAGAUUAAAAUUGGCUCACAUGACAGCCUCUGAGUGAAGCGUGUCUCCACAUGUCAGAAGGCAGCUGCUGGUGUGUGUGUGGGAGGGGACGCCCUGGCGGUACACCAGGGCCUGUGCCAAGUAUGCUCAUUAACAGUACGAUGGCAUAAAAGGUGUACAGGCAAUGUAGGCUGCAGUGAACACAGGCAGCAAAAUCUGGAAAGGUAACAUGCAAGAAGGGACUGCUGGAAGGUGAAAUUCAAAGUACAUGUCCAAAAGAGUCCAAACAUCUCCAAUUCGUUGGAGCCUCAGAGCACUUGGGAGCCUUGAUGGAUGGAGAUGAUUAUCAUGGACACCAGAGGAAAGACUUCAGCCUUGAGAGCAGCAGCACAUUGAAAUUAGACCUUUAACAAAAUGAGUCAGGAGAGAAGCACAGUGUACAAGCGACCUAAGAAGAUGACAGGGACUUGGACAAAGUAGACUUGAAAGAUUGUAAGAUUUCACCCCCCAAAAAAAGAUAAAGCCAACACACACCUAGGUAAUUUAACCAAUGAUGGAGGCUUUGACAGAGGAAAAUAGCCUAGCGUGGGCUGGAGCACAAGGAAGCUGAUUACUAAGGCUGGGGAAGGAGGAGGGAGGGGGCUUUUUGGCUUAGGGAAAUCUGUGCCCAUCAUAAAUAGCUCAAUAAAUAAAGGCAUGCACGAAUUCAAGUAUGUUGUUAAGUUUCGACAAUAUCUCAAAAAAGGAAAGCCAAGAAAAGACAGAAAGAAAAAUCCACCAUUUUUUGAAAUUACUUUGCAAAGCUCCAGUCUUCUGAAAACAGCUGUAGGGAAUUCAGGGCACAGAGACACUCAGCAGCCAUGUGUGGCCCUGCUCAGCCAGGCAGGAGGAGCCCAGCCCCACCGCUCCCUUCCCAAAACUGCAUCAGCCACCUGCCUUUCCCUGCAUGCUGUAGCUUCUGCCAUCACAGUGGGGUGGGUUGUGGUAUUGUAGCAUCUUUCGGACCAGGACAGAUGUUGCCUUUUCACCAGAGUAUGACUAGCUCGCUCCAGGGGACACAGCCCGAGAACAUCUGUCUAAUGAGGGGAACUGGAAAUGAUUAUCUCAGCAUUUAUGUUUUAUGGCUUUUGUUUAGAAGAUGAAAUAAGUCAGAAAAAAAAAAAAAUAUGUUGAUUUCUCAUAUCUCUGUCUUUGAUUCCUAUCCUUUCCUCCAAAUUACACCAGAUAAGGGACCACUUUUAGACUGUAAGCUCUUCAGGGCAGGGACUCUCUUAUUGUAUGUUUGUACAGGGCCUAGUACUCUAGGGCUUGAUCCUUAACUGAGUUUUUGGGUUGCUAUUUAUUAUAGAUAAUAAACAACAGUAUGGA